UAUUUUGGGUUUGUGUUGUACAGGACAAACCUGAAAAAAAACUAUAGUGAGGAAACCCUACUGAUUUCACCUCUCAAUGGAGUUCAUGAUCGUGCUUAUAUCUCUGUGGAUGGGAUUCCUCAGGGAGUCCUUGAAAGACGCAAGUCACUUAUGAUAAAUAUAACUGGAAAGGCUGGAGCAAAUCUGGACCUGUUAGUAGAAAACAUGGGUCGAGUAAACUAUGGUAGAUACAACAAUGACUUUAAGGGUCUGGUUUCAAACUUAACGCUUGAUCAAGACGUACUUGUUGACUGGGAAAUCUACCCUCUAGACAUAGACAGAGCAGUGGGACAUGGCCUAAAAUGCGAUGAUGAUGAAUUGAAAACACCUGGAAAUACUCCACCAAGCUAUGAACUACCUGCUUUUUACACUGGUACAUUAUCUAUUCCCAGCGGGAUUCCAGACUUACCCCAGGACACCUAUAUUAGAUUUCCUGGUUGGACCAAGGGACAAAUCUGGAUCAAUGGCUUUAACCUCGGUCGCUACUGGCCAGCCCGUGGUCCUCAAAUGACCCUGUUUGUUCCAAGCAAUAUUCUUGUAUCGUCAGCACCGAACAAUAUUACAGUACUGGAGUUGGAGUGGUCUCCUUGCAGCAUCCAGGAAUGUGUCGUAGAAUUUGUAGACAAACCUGACAUCAAUGCAACAUUCCAGUAUGAAGGCAACAGUGAGAAGCUGUUCUCUAGAGAUUUAUGGCUGAGCCAUCUGUGAUGGCUAAGGAGUGAUUUCCAUAGCGUCUCCCUUUUUCUGCCCCAUGCCCUCAAAUUAUACACUUCUCAUAUGAAGAAUCAAUGUUAAUUGGUAUGUGGUUUAACUGUGGAAGCUUUUUCACAUCCCUAAAUGUGUAGUUGUUUUAUAAACAGGCGAAAGAAAACAUGAGGUUUCUUUUCAAAAUGAAGGUUCUAGUUUUCAAGUCAGUUUUCGAAUGAGAAACUGAACUUAAAUGGAAGAUCAUAGUGACGACAAGGUCAGACAAACAGAUAGCUCAGAGAACAGCUUGUAUGCAAAGCAGGCUCCUACACUAGUUGUUUUAACAUUUCUUGUGAAUGUGGAGAAACUUACCAUGAUAAGAACUAGGUGGUUGCACUAGCACACUUACGAAAUACUUGACUAUACAAGAGCAUCAGAAGGCUUGGGUAUCCCACGUACAAUUUACAUAUGACCUGGUUUCAUCUAGGCUUAAAUACCCAGUUAGUAUAAUUUCUGUUUAUUGCCUGGAGGGUUAUGUCUCCUCCCAACCCGUAACAUCUAAAUGACUUUUAAAAUAUUACAGAAUCUUCUGCUUCUGGGACCUGAAUAUCUAACAUACAUUGCAGCUGAAAUGCAAUCUACCUAUAGUAAUAUGAACAUCUGCAAGUGGCUUCUGGUUACAGGUCUGCCUGUUUCCCUUUGAUCAGUCAUUUCACUGAUACACACACACAUAUUUCUAUAUAUCUAUAGAUAGAUAGAUAGAUAAUUUGCUUUCUGUUUUUCAGCCUUUGAGAUUCACAUUAGUUAUCUUUAACAAUUUUUCAAGGACUAGAAAUUAUUUAAUCAAAUUUUAACUCUUGUGAAUAAUUAUCCCCAGGACUGGUGGUUAAAGGAAGAAAACCAGGAGUUAGCAACUUUAGCUCAUGUUUGACUUUCUCAAGCUAAACCAAUUCUUUGCCUCUUGCCUUGGGCAUCCUGGUUCCUACAGCUUCUCUGGGGUAUAGUAAUCCUAUCCUUG
This is a messenger RNA of Alligator sinensis (Chinese alligator), 1744 nucleotides long. Its product is annotated as beta-galactosidase-like. NCBI's taxonomy places the organism in Eukaryota, Metazoa, Chordata, Crocodylia, Alligatoridae. The record is from RefSeq and is a predicted model, not a curated record. The annotation marks the transcript as partial. Gene Ontology annotation, cellular component: vacuole. Gene Ontology annotation, biological process: carbohydrate metabolic process. Gene Ontology annotation, molecular function: beta-galactosidase activity. The transcript is spliced from 4 exons.